Molecule: messenger RNA, 1943 nt
Organism: Caenorhabditis auriculariae
Lineage: Eukaryota; Metazoa; Nematoda; Chromadorea; Rhabditida; Rhabditidae
Source: the annotation of a GenBank genome assembly
AUGAGAAAACUCUUGCAAAGCCAGCGGUGUGCGCUGUGUGCAAGUAGGCGUGGCCAGCCAAUCAGGACCGAAAUUCUCCAAAGCGGAUUCCCAUGUCCCCAUUGAUGGGAACGAAAGGCUUCUUGGGAAACUGUUUCUGCCCCCGAAAUGGAAAAUUUUCUUCAGUUUCGGUUAAUUUCUGUACGGAAGCAUGCAGUACGUUCAGCAACAACCAUUUCUCCCUAUAUCUGGCUACGUUCCAACCAGGGUUAGUUGAUAACUUCCAUUUUCCACUUUUAAUAUGUUCUAUAGUCUGUUCAGAUUUUAAAUGUCAAGUCUUCGCUCAAGCUCCGCUCAUAAAAAAUAAACCAAUCAGAGAGCGAGCCAUCCACAGAGUGUUUUUGAAUGACGUCAUUCUACUUGACAUUCAAAAUCUGAACAGACUAUAGAACUUUUUAUUCUGUUAACAAAAUCAAGUGAAAUUCUUACCAGAAUGUCAAUCUUGUCAAAAUUUUGAAAAGUUUUGAGAGACAAGAAAAACUACUGAGAUUUUCAGAGCAACUAUCCCUAUCAGCAAAACACAGUCGAGAUGUUUGAAGGGACGGUACAAUCAGGUGAGUAAAAUUUCCUAUUUAAAAGUUUCCUAUAUUUAAGCAAAAUAUUUUAAGCCUAAUAAUUUUGGCCAACCACCUCAAUUUUUGGAUCAGACAUCUUCUGAUAGUUCUUCACCUGCACCCACUGCUUAUCAAAGCGAAAAGCAGGUAUGCUUUUUUCAGUUGAUCCCAUAAUACCAAGUGAUUUCGCUGAAUUGAAUAGCCUUAACAGAGCGAUAAUGAUAACUGAAUUUUAGAGAAUAAGAUAAUUUUUAAUUUCACUGAAGUUACUUUGAACACGGCAUAAAAAAUAUCAUUUUAGCAUCUCCAGUUCAUUGAGAGAGGAGAUCGAUCAAUGCGGCAAAAGAAACAACACAACAAAAGCAUAAUGGUAUGUGCACUUUUUGCCGUGUGCAACUUGAUUUCGAAAAAUGCGAAUUCGCCAUCAGCUCGAAAAUUGGUAACAAGAAGCGGACGUGUCCGGGCAUUUUAGUAACGUCGGCUUUUCUAAGUAAUCCCAAGAAAUUCUCAGAACCGUCCAUAGCACGUCCGUUUCGCGUUACCAUGUCCAAGAAAAUACGAAAAAGAUGAAAAAAGCUUGUGAGGCUCAAAAAUUCUUUCGAAAUCGAAAUAUCACUGUAUUUUACCAUUCCGCCCACUUGGCAAAAAUAACUUUUUCUUUUUCGCGUGUUUUUCAUUAUUUUUCAAUUGUGUUAGGUCAUAUUAUAUUGCAGUCGUCAGUCAACACACUCCAGAUGCGACCGGCCCAUUAUCGGAUGAACCACAGCGAUAGCUAUUCCUACACCAGCGAAAGCCACGCUUCCUGUGACACCUCCAUGUGCUCGACGAUUUCAAGUUUGGAGGAAGACAUCGAGGAUCCUUCGGUUGAGGUUUUGAACGAAAAUUUUUUUGGGGAGAAAUCAAAAUCUUGAGGUCGAUCUCGCAUUGUUCUCACCGCUCCUCGCGUCCGAUUCCAGCUCGGGCUCUGUAGCACAAUCGUCUCAAACCACGCCAACAAGUGUAAGAUAUCAACAGCAAACCUAUAAAAACACGAGGCAGCACUCAACGGUUUUUUAGAUUUUGGAAUAGUUUCCUAACCAAAAAAUGAAGUUCAGAUGGGAAGAGACGUGAGGUGUUCUUAUUGCUUCAUUUAUUAUCAAAAUACGUGUCGGAAAAGAGGCCUCAACCCGGAAAAUAUUCCCAAGGAAGGGCCGUGGAAUUGGCAUCAAUCAAGCGACAAGUAUGGAGUGAAGUUUACUCUUUUUCUCUUAAAAAAGAAAUGGAAAUUAAUAAAUUUUCAGGUGCCCACUGAUGUGGUUCCACAACAAGGAGUCGACCAGGAAGUCGAACAUUUGGCGCCAAAAUAUGUAA